AUGGCGACAGUGAGCGACACUCCCUCCGAAUCUGUUGCUGGUGAGAAGAAUAAUGCGACGCGACAAGCCCAUGGCCUGGCAACGCCAGAACAGACCCCAGAACCUGACACUGCCCGUCUGAAGGAAGACGAGAAGAGGCGUCAGGCUGCAAAUCAAGCCACCACGGACCAAGGACAAGGGGCAAGUACUGGGAGCCCGCCGUCUUCUGGAGAAGGGGCAGGUGGUGCCACGGAAGGGAACAAUGGUGCGACCCAGGAGCAGAUUGAUGCCGUGGAGAGAGUGAUGAAAUGCUUGCAGACGGAUUACCAACACAUCCUCGGUAUCCUAGACAAGAACCUAAGUACAGAGGACGUGAUGGCGGCCUUCAAGAAGCUUGGGUGCUUAACGCAUGAAAAAUAUAACAAGGUGAAUCAUGCCGCGGAGGCAUUUCACAGAGUCAACGAUGCGGCAAAGCACCUCGGAAUCAACGAAGCUGCUAUAGCGACGAUGAGAGAUUGGGAUGGCGUAGAGGACAAUCUCACCCUGCCAGCAAAUGACACAAGCCACGUGAGCUCCGGUGAGGCGCCAUCGAACGGACAAGACACGGACAUGGGAGGCUCCGAUCAGCCCACGAUCCCACAAAUGACCGAUGCUCACCGUCAUGCGUUCGAUGUCUCUUGGGGGCUGCUGCAAGUCCUCUCGGACAACCCCGAUGACGAGAAAGUUAUCAACGGCCUGCAAGAGGUGAACCGAAAGAUAUUGGAAAUCAACGCGGCGAAUGGCUUCCCCAACUCAGAACGAUUCGUGAUCGAUUUCAAGGUCUAUUAA
Exophiala oligosperma is the source of this 807-nucleotide messenger RNA. RefSeq lists its product as uncharacterized. The record is from RefSeq and is a predicted model, not a curated record. The transcript has 2 exons. Gene Ontology annotation, cellular component: endoplasmic reticulum membrane. Gene Ontology annotation, molecular function: Hsp70 protein binding. Lineage: Eukaryota; Fungi; Ascomycota; Eurotiomycetes; Chaetothyriales; Herpotrichiellaceae. Gene Ontology annotation, biological process: cellular response to misfolded protein. The coding region runs from base 1 to 807 and encodes 268 amino acids.